AUGCGUUACCUCCACAUCCUCGCUGCUUCGAUCGCAGCCAUCCUCCCCGUGGUCAGCGCCUACCCCAUCACCGGCGACACCGUCAACUGCCGCUCCGGCCCCGGAACCUCGCACGCCGUCGUCAAAUCCUACAAGAAGGGCGAGGACGUCAAGAUCGUCUGCCAGGCGCCCGGCACCGACGUCAAGGGCGAAAGCAUCUGGGACAAGACCUCCGACGGCUGCUACGUCGCAGACUACUACGUCAAGACUGGCACGACGGGCUACGUGACCAAGAAGUGCGACAGCGGCGGCGGGGGCUCGGGCUCGGGCUCGGGCCACGCGAUCGUCACUGCCGCGCAGUCGAAGGAAGGACUACCCUAUGUCUGGGGCGGCGGCGGCUGCAAGGGUCCCUCGGGCGGCGGGUUCGACUGCUCCGGGCUCACGCAGUAUGCGGUGUGCCAGGCGCUGGGGAAGACGAUUCCGCGCACGGCGCAGACGCAGUACGACUCGAAGAUGGGCCAGCGGGUGCCGCGGGCGCAGGCCAAGGAGGGCGAUCUGCUUUUCUGGGCUACUGGUGGUGAUUGCAAGAAUAAGGUUGCGCAUGUGGGCAUCUUCAUGCGGGAUGGGUGGAUGGUCAAUGCUGCGCGCACUGGGACGCCGGUUCGGGAGCAGGCGAUUUGGACUUCGUAUGGUGGCGAGUCGAUCUGUCCUUAUGUUGUGAGGUAUGAAUUGUUGGGGGUGUUGAAGUAG
Molecule: messenger RNA, 729 nt
Organism: Aspergillus clavatus NRRL 1
Lineage: Eukaryota; Fungi; Ascomycota; Eurotiomycetes; Eurotiales; Aspergillaceae
Product: C40 family peptidase
Exons: 1
Coding region: 1-729 (242 amino acids)
Source: RefSeq, a predicted model, not a curated record